This is a messenger RNA of Neodiprion fabricii, 2227 nucleotides long. RefSeq lists its product as uncharacterized. Bases 210 to 1523 code for a protein of 437 amino acids. The record is from RefSeq and is a predicted model, not a curated record. The transcript is spliced from 6 exons. NCBI's taxonomy places the organism in Eukaryota, Metazoa, Arthropoda, Insecta, Hymenoptera, Diprionidae.
AUUUUUUCUUCUGAAGUUAGGUACAAGUGGGAAAUUUUGUACUUCAUAAACGUGAAACAGCUAAACGCGUAAAUUUUCCAUUGUUCGACUGUCAAACUGGACUGUCAACAAGUAAUAACGUGUAAGCUACCGAUAAACAGCGACGAAAUAAAUGCAAUUCAAUGUAGUAGACGUGGUUGAACACAGAUUCUACACAAUAUAACCUCGACAUGAUCUGCAAAAGUUUUCUCCACGACGUGACCGGGCAUGUGGCCGAAAUCACGUCACCUAACAAAGCGAUAAUCCACUUCACGUUGGACAGUGUAUUGCAAACUGCAUUUCUCAAAAUUCAGCGAUUCUACAAAGACGGAAAAUGCCUACCUGAUAAUGAAAAUCUCAACAAAUAUAUUAAAAUCGCCAACAAGGUGAAGUUUUCUUGUCACCUUAUCGACAAUGCAGAGCCUGGGCAGUGCAAAUGGUUCAUAACGAACUGCUGGCGGCAUAUUGAAAGCGAGCAGCAUACUGCGACUUUGUCAACCGGCAUAAUGAACGUCGCAGGAACAGUGAUGGACCUGAAGCAACGUCACGGGAUGUUAGUAAUGACUGACCUGCUGGAGAAUGAAUUUAGGGUUCAUUUUCUUGCCAGCAAAGUGUAUAUCUAUGGGAAAAGGUUGUCAGCAUCGAAGCCGUUGUCCAGCCAUCUCCAGAUCGAGGACAAAGUUUAUUUUGACGCAAUACCGUGCUUUCCGGAAGAAAAUAAUCAAAAGUGUAAUUGGUUCGCGACUUGCGUUCACAAAGGGAAAAAGCCCGAGGAUCUGUACAAGGAUCCAAAUAGAAUUGAGGCCACUGAGACUGACAAGGAUGGACUUAACAGGAGUGUCAAUAAUUUCGUUUUGAAUAACCAAGUGUCUUCUAGUCACUGUCAGCAACAAGAACUUGUACCACCUGAGUAUGCUUCAACCAUCAACACAUGUGAAACUGUCAAACAGACGCACAGUGCCAACGUAGAUAAUUCAUUCAACAAUUCAUUCAACAAUUCAUUCAACAAUUCAUUUAACAAUUCAUUCAACAAUUCAUUCAACAAUUCUGGUCUUGGGGAAAUGGAAUCAUCCAAAGAAGAUGCCAAUCCAAGAGCUGAACAUGACCCAAAACUUAAUGCCAAGAUGUUGCAUGAUAUUAAGCUGUUAACGAACAAUCCCAAAGCAGUGUUUGCUAAAAGUAACGGUAUCAUCAUGGGUAUAAUAAAUGAAGAAUACGGCGUGAUAUUGGGGGAAUUUCAACGAAACAUCUUUGAGAGUAUCCUGUUUCAUCGUAGCAAUGCAUUCCUAUUCAAAAUGAAUCUGGCCCACUCUAAACUUUCAGAAAUCUUCAUUGAAGGUGAUCGAGUAAGAUUCAUCGCUGUCAAUGCGCCUAAGCAAUUCGUUUGCGAGUGGAUCGCCACGCAGGUAUCCGUUGCAAACUUUGCAGAGGAAGGAGACGAGCAAGGAGAGGAUCACGAAGUGCCGAUAGUAGAAGAAUCCCCCAAUGUACAAAUUUUAGAAUAAAACAAAACAAGUCAAAAUUGUUGACCAUUAAUUACUCGAAAGUCAGACGAGAAGCAACUUUUCCGGUAAUUUCUCAUCGGUAAAACGCGUCUUCUAGUCAGCACAGUUCUAUUUUUGUAUACGGACGCCGUAUCUACCCUUCAUGGCGCAGGGAGAUACAGGAUCUGUUUCUUUCCCUUCCAUCCAAUCAAUGCUUCUUAUACUUUCUUUCGAUUAGAUUCGUUUCUCCGACGAGUAGGAUGCGUUCUUUUGCAUCGUGUAUAAUACAUAAUAGGUAUUCAUACCUGUUUGCAUUUAUCCUCACGCAGAGGUAAGAAUAUCACUGUGCUCGUUUCUUCAACGCGUUGUCUGCAUUGCAGCAAGCGACUCUUGUGGGCGAUACGGAUAAGAAACGUAUGUACGCAGUCCAGGUGUCGUAGUAUUUUUUACGUAACUGACUUUCGCGUCUUUGAUGCGUUUAUACGUGGUCGUUUAUUUUUGGUCCUUUUUUGUUCGCGCAAUACAAAAUACGUUUGCUCAUUUUUUUCUACGCUUCAACGUACAACAGUAAAUCAAAUUAGGAUGUAUCAAUUGCGCCUGAAUGCCUAUAGAUUCACACCGGUAUUAUAGAUUUUUACUAUAUUUAUACCAUCUGUGAUACAUAUAACUGUUAUAAGUGAGGUAAAUUUUUACCUUGUUAUGCAAAAUAAAUAUUUUGAACUCUG